This is a messenger RNA of Hydra vulgaris (swiftwater hydra), 1202 nucleotides long. Its product is annotated as peptide methionine sulfoxide reductase. Lineage: Eukaryota; Metazoa; Cnidaria; Hydrozoa; Anthoathecata; Hydridae. The record is from RefSeq and is a predicted model, not a curated record. Gene Ontology annotation, molecular function: peptide-methionine (S)-S-oxide reductase activity.
AUAUAAGUUAACAAACCAUCCUGUGUCGAAAUUUCUUAUAUCUAAUGUUUAAGGUGUCCAUGUUUAUCUCUUUAGGGAGAAGUAUAAAAAAAUCAUUUUCUAUUUUUAAUUCUUCUUCUUUAACUAUGACAGCAGAAGAUACAAGUUUAAUUCAGUUAAGAAAAGCAACUUUUGCUAUGGCAUGAUUUUGGUUUCCGGAGGCACAGUUUGGUUGUGCCCCCGGUGUUGUAACAACCAAAGUUGGAUAUACUGGCGGAAAACAUCCGUUCCCAACUUACCAUAAUCUUGGUGAUCAUACCGAGACAAUGGAAAUUCAAUAUGAUCCAUCUGAAACAAACUAUAGUGCACUGUUAGAUAUGUUUUGGAAGUAUCACGAUUCAACUGCUGUGAAUAAAACACAAUAUAUGUCAGCCAUCUUUUAUCAUGAUGAAGAGCAGCUAUCUCUUGCACAAUCUUCUUUAAUACUUAUGCAAAAAAAUACCUCCAAAAAAAUCCAAACAAAGAUUCUUCCAGCUGAAAGAUUUUAUGAUGCUGAAAAUUACCACCAAAAGUACUUACUAAGGCGUCAUACAAAGAUUUUUCAAAGCUUGAAUCUAACCGAUUCUCAAGUAAUUCAUUCAAGUGUUGCUGCUCGUUUAACAGGUUACUUGAAUGGAUAUGGCAGUGUAAGUAAGUUAACUGAAGAAUGCCAUAAGUGGGGACUUAACGAAGAUCUAGUUAAAACGAUUAUAAAAGUUGUAGAAAGUGCUUCAAUGAAUGGAGGGUGUGAGGGUGGAGUCUGUAAAAAAUAAUUAGUAUUUAAUUGUUAUGCUGUUUUUGUUUAUGUUAUUUAUAUUUCUAGAUAAACUUUUAACCAUUUUUAUUAUAGGAGCCUUUUAAUGCGUUUGUUCUAAAAUUUUGUUACAUAAAUAUUGAUGUAGCAGCUAGCAUAAUAUAUUUAUUUUUUUUAUUUUUAUAGUUGAUUUAUUCCUUUUUUUUUAAAAGCGAGCUUAUGACACAUUUGUUCUGAAAUCAUCGCAUGAAUGUUGAUGCAGCAGCUUGCAUAAUAUAACUUUUAUUUAACUUAUAGUUAUUAUUAUUAUUUUUUAUUACGUACGAGCUUAUGACACAUUUGUUCCAAAAUCAUAUUGUAUAAAUGUUGAUGUAACAGCUUGUUUAAUAAAUAAUAUAUGAGUGUUAGAAAUAAAUUUGUUAUCAAUGUA